UACCCAUUUCUCUGUUUCUCUCUCUCCCUCUCUCCCUCUUCUACACAGACCCAAAGCCCCCUUGAGCUACCUCGACCUUUUUCCCUCGCAGAUCGAAUUCCCACAUCGUCUCCUCCAACCUCUUCCUCUUUAGGGUUUUCUCCUCAAUCAUUUUCUAGGGUUUUAGACUCAUCCGCUCCUCUCAACCUCACACGCGAUGGCCGGAUUGGGAAGGAUCGUUUGCCGAGGCGAUCCCCCUUGAGCUCGCACAUGAUCGUUGCUUGGGAGGACCUUUGCCGAGGUGAUUCCUCUUGAGCUCGCACGCAAUCCUCACUUGGGAGGACCUUCGUCGAGUCACACGAGAUCGCCGCUUGGGAGGACCUUCGCCGAGUAGCACGCGAUCGCCGCUUGGGAGGAAUCGUUCCUCCACCUUCAUCAUCCCUUCUUUCGCACUAUUUUUUUUGGAUGGACAAAAGUUGGAUACGCAAGUCAAGGUUGAGUAAAGAAUACUUUGAUGGGGUUAAUGAUUUCCUUAAUUUUGCAUUUGAGAGGUCAUCUCAAGAUGGAAAAAUAUUAUGCCCAUGCUCACGUUGUUCCAAUAUUAAUUGGCACACUCGUGAGGUAGUUAAGGAACACUUGGUAUGCAAUGGGUUUCUCCGAGGGUACACUCGUUGGGCUUGUCAUGGAGAAUCCAUCUCCUCCUCUUCCUCCAGUAGCAAUACAACGUACUAUCUACAAGAUCCUUUACGACUACUAGAGUCAACUCCUGAUCAAAUGGGCUCAAGUAGAAAUGAUGAUAUGGAAGGAUUAUUGCGAGAUGCCUUGAGAAUGCAUUUUCAAGAUUCAGAUAAUUCAUCGUCACGAGAAGAUAUUCCAAAUGCGCAAAAUAUUCGAGUAGAGAGUCAUGAGCAUUGUGAUAUAGGUCUUGAUAGGCAAGAACCUACCGAUGAGCCUAACAUAGGAGCAUCAAACUUUUAUAAGUUGCUUGAAGAUGCAAAACAAGAGUUAUAUCCAGGAUGUACAAAGUUUUCAAAGCUUUCUUUUAUAGUGCAUCUUUUUCAUUUAAAAUGCUUAAAUGGGUGGAGCAGUAAAUCAUUUACAAUGCUUUUGGAAUUGCUUAAUGAUGCUUUUCCUAAUGGUACAUCGCUUCCUAAGUCUACAUAUGACGCGAAGAAAUUUAUAAAGGAUUUAGGUCUUGGCUAUGAGAAGAUCAAUUCAUGUCCAAACGAUUGUAUAUUGUAUUGGGGUGGUAGGUCGAAUGAACAAUCUUGUGAUGUAUGUGGUGCUUCUCGUUGGUUACCAACUACUACUGAAAAUAUAAAUAAUGAUGAUUUGGGUAAUGAAGAAAGAAAAGGAAGGCCUGCAAAAGUCUUGCGUUAUUUUCCUCUAAUACCAAGACUUCAGAGAUUAUUCAUGUCUCCAAAAACUUCAGAUAAUAUGAGAUGGCAUGACGAAGGACGUACAAAGGAUGGACUAUUAAGGCAUCCAGCUGAUUCUUUAGCAUGGAGAUCAUUUGAUUCUCGAUAUAAGGAUUUCUCUUCUGAUCCUCGAAAUGUCAGAUUAGGACUUGCCACUGAUGGCUUCAAUCUUUUUAGAGCUAUGAAUACUUCUUAUAGCAUGUGGCCGGUUAUUUUAAUUCCAUAUAAUCUGCCGCCAUGGAUUUGCAUGAAACAAUCUUCAUUUAUCUUAUCAAUGAUUAUUCCUGGUACAAAGGGCCCAGGAAAUAAUAUUGAUGUCUACUUGCAGCCACUUAUAGAGGAAUUGAAGCAAUUGUGGGAAGGCGUGGAUACCUAUGAUGCAUCAAGAAAACAUAAUUUUCGCAUGCGCGCUGCUUUGCUAUGGACUAUUAGUGACUUUCCAGCUUACGCAAAUUUAUCUGGUUGGAGCACAAAAGGUCGCUAUGCUUGUCCAUGUUGUGCUGAUAAAACUUGUUCCAGAUGGUUAUAUAACGGAAAGAAGUUUUGCUAUAUGGGGCAUCGUCGGUGGUUAAGUGAAACUCACAAAUUCCGCUAUCAAAAACACCUAUUUGAUGGUACUGAAGAGUUUAGAUCUACACCUACCCCUAUAUCUGGAACAGAUGUGUUGAAGCAAGUAGAAGGCAUCAACUUUAGAUAUGGAAAGGUGCCUAAUUCUAGUAGAAAUAAAGCUUCCACCAGUAUGCAGUCAAAAAAACGGGUGAGAGAACAAAUAGACAAUUCUCAAGAUCUUGACAAUCAAUCAUAUAAUUUAGAGGCAAUUGGGAUAGAUAGUGAUGGAGAUGAAGAUGAAGAUAAUUUCAACAACACUAGCUUGUGGAAAAAGAAGAGCAUUUUCUUUAUGUUGCCUUAUUGGAAGUACAAUUUACUCCGGCAUAAUCUUGACGUGAUGCACAUAGAAAAAAAUGUUGGCGAAAAUGUGUUUGGAACGGUAUUAAACGAAGAUGGUAAGUCAAAAGAUAAUAUGAAGGCACGUCUUGAUUUAGUGGAUAUGGAUAUAAGACAUGAACUUCAUCCUCAAUCGCUCCCUAAUGGUAGGACAUAUUUGCCUUCUGCUUGCUAUUUGCUAUCUAGAGAAGAAAAGGAGGUAUUUUGCAAAGUUUUAAAAGACAUCAAGGUUCCAGAUGGUUUUGCUUCGAAUAUCUCAAGGUGUGUUAAUCUAAAGGAGUGUAGAUUGUUAUCUCUUAAGUCUCAUGAUUAUCAUAUUUUGAUGCAAGAUCUCUUGCCACUUGCUUUGCGAGCGUCUAUGACAACAGAAGUCGCCUCAACUUUAAUUGAGCUGAGUAACAUUUUUAAGGCCAUUUGUUCCAAAGUUCUUAAUGUUGAAGAUCUUGAGCAACUCCAACAUCGUGCUGCAAUUACUCUUUGCCAUUUGGAGAAGAUUUUUCCUCCUUCUUUUUUCACUAUCAUGGUGCAUUUAGUUAUCCACCUUCCCGAGGAGGCCAAACUAGGUGGACCAGUCCACUAUAGGUGGAUGUACCCAAUAGAGAGGAAUCUAUUUAGAUUGAAAUCAAAUGUUCGUAACAAAGCUCAUCCUGAAGGCUCAAUCGCCGAAGGAUAUUUGGUGGAGGAGUGUCUGAUAUUUUGUUCAAGAUAUCUUGAAGGAGUUGAGACGAGAUUUAAUAGACCUGUUAGAAAUUAUGACACUGUACGUGAUGAGCAUUCUACACCAUAUUUAUUUUUAACCGCUGGCCAACCAAUAGGUGAGGUUGAUGUCAUAACGUUGGAUGAAAUGGCAUGGGUACAAGCGCAUCGAUACGUGCUAUUCCACCAUAACAUUGUUGAACCAUUCCGAAAUGAAUAUAUAAGAAUAUUGAGAGCAAGAUCUCGUCCAAAACGACUACAAACUCAUGAAAUUGAUAGGCUACUAAAUGAACAGUUUCAUGAGUGGUUUGGCGAUCAUGUUGCAAGUCAAUUGGAUGUUGCCGACGAAGUUAAAUGGCUAGCUCGGGGACCAAAUAAAAUUGCUAAAAGAUAUAAGGGUUUCAUUAUCAAUGGCUUUAGAUUUCAUACCAAAGAUCGUGAGAGAAAUAGACGUACCCAAAAUAGUGGCAUUGUCGUCACUUCUUCAAUUAAAAGUUACGCAAGUGCUAGGGAUACGAACCCUUCGGAAGGAAAUGUUGACUACUAUGGCAUAUUAACCGAUAUAGUUGAAUUAGAUUAUUAUGGUAAGUUUAGAGUCGUAUUAUUCCGAUGCGAUUGGGCUGAUGUCACUAGUAGUAGGGGUACUAGAAAAGAUCAAUUUGGAUUUACAAUGGUUAAUUUCUCACGAUUGAUACAUACUGGAGAGCAAUUGAGACAUGAACCAUUUGUUUUCUCCUCUCAAGUAAAACAAGUAUUUUACUCUCAAGAUCUUAAAAAUGUGGAUUGGUAUGUUGUCCUUUACAAAGCACCUAGGGACUUAUUUGAUAUGGGUGAGAAGUCGAAUGAUGAAGAUUUUGUGGUGCACAAUGAGUGUAUGCCUUUUACUAGCCAACACUUAGAUGAGAACUUCUCGGAUGAUCAUAGUAUUCAGAAUUGGGUAAGAUUGGAUGUUGCUGGAGACAUUCACUCAAACUAAGAGGGUGUAAAAUGACGAGAUCCAGAAAAUUGAAGGGUGUUACAAUUAUUGAGUUGACCUCACAAACAAAUGGACAAGGUGGCGGUCAAGAUGGUGUAUCAAAUAUUGAAGAAGAUGGGGAAGCAAGUUUGGCAGGAGAGA
Ananas comosus (pineapple) is the source of this 4155-nucleotide messenger RNA. RefSeq lists its product as uncharacterized. Bases 445 to 4014 code for a protein of 1189 amino acids. The record is from RefSeq and is a predicted model, not a curated record. The transcript has 6 exons. NCBI's taxonomy places the organism in Eukaryota, Viridiplantae, Streptophyta, Magnoliopsida, Poales, Bromeliaceae.